AUGACUUCGGUGGGGAAGGCUGUUGGGGUCCCCGCGACCUCCCUUUUCGAGGAGUACGAGCGCCUCCAGCGCAGCCUUCGGACGUUGGAGCUUCGGACGAUGGUCUGCCGGACGGAGACCCACCACCUCCUCCGCGAGGAGCACGCGGCCAAACAGGAGGUCGGGCGCAUCCAGGCCGUCCCGCUCGUUCUCGGGAACUUCGUCGAGGCCGUGGACGGGGUCCGCGGGAUCGUGAGCGGGACGACGGGCUCGCAGUACUUCGUGAAAAUCCUCUCCACGCUUGAGCGGGAGCGGCUUCGGCCGAACACGAGCGUGGGCCUCCACAAAAGCAGCAAUGCCUGCGUGCAGCUUCUUCCCAGCGAGACCGACGCCACGAUCUCACUGAUGACCUCGGCGGAUCGCCCCGACGUGGGGUAUUCGGAUGUGGGGGGCUUGGAUAUUCAAAAGCAGGAGAUCCGCGAGGCGGUUGAGCUCCCGCUCACCCACGCCUGGCUUUAUCAGCAGGUCGGGAUUGAUCCGCCGCGCGGGGUGCUUUUGUACGGCCCACCCGGGACCGGCAAGACGAUGCUGGUCAAGGCCGUCGCGCGGCACACCAAAGCCUCUUUUAUUCGCGUCGUGGGGAGCGAAUUCGUGCAGAAAUAUCUCGGCGAAGGCCCGCGGAAGGUGCGGGAUGUCUUCCGCCUCGCGCGCGAGAACGCCCCGUCGAUUAUCUUCAUUGACGAGGUCGACUCCAUCGCGACGAAGCGCUUCGACGCGCAAACCGGGGCCGAUCGCGAGGUCCAGCGCGUGCUGGUCGAGCUGCUCACCCAGAUGGACGGGUUCGACCAGGCGACCAACGUGAAGGUCAUCAUGGCGACGAAUCGCUGGGAUACGCUCGACCCCGCCCUCCUGCGGCCCGGCAGGCUGGAUCGCAAGAUCGAGUUUCCUUACCCCGAUCGCCGGCAAAAGCGGUUGGUCUUCCAGGUCUGCACGUCGAAGAUGAACUUAUCCCCGGAGGUCGACCUCGAGGAAUUCGUCGCGCGCCCGGAGAAGCUCAGCGGCGCGGAUAUUCAGGCCAUUUGCAAGGAGGCUGGGAUGUCCGCCGUGCGUAAGAACCGCUACGUGAUCCUGCCAAGAGAUAUGGAGAAGGCCUACCGCACCGUGAUUAAAAAGACAGGGGAUGAAAAAUAUGACUUCUACACAUAA
This is a messenger RNA of Phytomonas sp. Hart1, 1185 nucleotides long. The record is from the annotation of a GenBank genome assembly. NCBI's taxonomy places the organism in Eukaryota, Euglenozoa, Kinetoplastea, Trypanosomatida, Trypanosomatidae.